GCGUGUCGAUUGGACACUGCAGUCGGACGGGGCGGGAGAGCAGCCAUGGCGUGGUUACUUGGGCCGUGCUGAGUUAACCUUGCUUCUUUCUGUCGCAUUCAGGAAGGGGCGGCCGUCGGUGCCGCUGUCACGGCGAUGAUGAAGAGCGCGCUAGCCAGCCCCGUGGCCGCCGCCACAACUAUGCAGGAGAGUUUCGGCUGCGCCGUCGCCAACCGUUUCCACCAGCUGCUCGACGAUGAAUCCGACCCUUUCGACAUCCUCCGCGAAGCUGAGCGGCGCAAACAGCAAAGCAAGAAGCGCGAAGAACCGGUCGUCUCAGCCGGCAGGAAGCCCGGCCCUGGUGGAGCCGCCGCCGCCGCCAAAAGGGAAUCCCAGAAGGAGCGUAAAGGCUCCUCCUUUCUGCAGCCGGAGAGCCCCCCAGCGCCCGGGCAGAAGCGAGCUCCAAAAAGGGGAGAACAGCAAGGAUGGAAUGAAAACAGAGGCACAGAGGUAAAGCAAGAUAAAGCUGAAUGGAGACCUUCUUUCAGGGAGUACUGUCCUCACGAAACUGAAAGACAAGCAGAAUUGACUCUAGAAAGACCAACAGACCGAUUUGAUCUGGAAAGACCAAUGAGAGGUCGUGGGGGAGGAAGAGGUGGAAUGCGAGGCAGAGGAAGAGGUGGUGGAAUGAACAGGACUUUCAAUGGCUUUGAUCAAAGAGGGAAGCGGGAAUUUGACCGACAGAGUGGUAGUGACAAAACAGGAAUCCGAGGAGAAGACAAAAGGGGUGGAAGUGGACCUCGCAACUGGGGAGCAGUUAAGGAUGAUCUGAGUGAGCUGGAACAGACUGCUCCUAUGGAAGAAACUGCAGAGACAGAAGAAAAUCCAGGAGUACCAGAAGGAGAAUCUCCAACCAAAAUUGCUGAAGGAGAGCCAGUGGAAGAAGUAGUUCAAGAGAUGACGUUGGAUGAGUGGAAAAAUCUUCAGGAACAAAAUCGACCAAAGCCUGAAUUCAACAUCCGGAAACCUGAAACUACUGUUCCUUCCAAAGCAGUGGUGAUUCACAAGUCAAAAUAUAGAGAUGAUGUGCUGAAGGAGGAUUUUGAGGAUGAUUCUCACUUUUUCCGGAAAGCAGCAAAUGACAUCACUUCUCAGCUGGACAUUAACUUUGGAAAUCUGCCUCGUCCUGGACGUGGAGCCAGAGGAGCACGAGGUGGUCGUGGGCGUGUCCGGAGAGUUGAGGACUCAGGACCCAGGCCGGAAGUGAUGAUGCACGUCACUGCUCCAAACCCUGAUGACCCUGAGGAUUUUCCUGCUUUAGCUUGAAAGAACUGAAUAAUGGCACCUCCAAAGUAGCUGUAAAGAUACCAGUUCUACAUUGCUGUGGAAUAGAAUCAUCCAAGUCUACAGAGAGAUGACUUUUGUGUGUGAAUUUUGCACUUCUAUUGUGUUAAGAGCCUAGACAGCAAGGUCAAGCACUGCUGUUUUGGGAUUAGCUGUGUGAAGGCUUAUGGUAUCAUACGUGAGGGAUCUCAAAUAAAGGUUCAAGAUGAUGGUGUCAAAACAAGUACAGAGGGAUGACUCUUUGUCCAUGGUGUCACAGGUGUAAGCUAUAAAAGAUUGUUUUGGGGACUUGAUAGCAAAAAUCCAUAGCUACUUGACAGCUGCUUCCUGACUUCACUGAGUGAAAUGUUACCUUUGUAUAUGCAAUUCUGAGAGGUUGGCAAAUAAACAAAACCUGCUCAUUG
Rhineura floridana is the source of this 1727-nucleotide messenger RNA. RefSeq names its product hyaluronan binding protein 4 (gene HABP4). NCBI's taxonomy places the organism in Eukaryota, Metazoa, Chordata, Lepidosauria, Squamata, Rhineuridae. The record is from RefSeq and is a predicted model, not a curated record. The coding region runs from base 136 to 1305 and encodes 389 amino acids. Gene Ontology annotation, molecular function: RNA binding. The transcript is spliced from 8 exons. Gene Ontology annotation, cellular component: nucleus; cytoplasm. Gene Ontology annotation, biological process: positive regulation of RNA splicing; positive regulation of translational initiation.